This is a messenger RNA of Gigantopelta aegis, 1636 nucleotides long. Its product is annotated as deleted in malignant brain tumors 1 protein-like. Bases 38 to 1636 code for a protein of 532 amino acids. The transcript has 14 exons. The record is from RefSeq and is a predicted model, not a curated record. NCBI's taxonomy places the organism in Eukaryota, Metazoa, Mollusca, Gastropoda, Neomphalida, Peltospiridae.
AGAAAAUCCGGUUUUGCUCCGACAAGGAAGUUGAAUAAUGUUUUCAAUCGGCAACAUGAUUUGGAAAUACGGAUUAUUAUUAAUAUUGUUUCUCAUAUAUUCAUCAUUCGCUAAGAACAUUUCCUCUGAUUCUACGUGUUUCUAUAACUUGACAGCAAACUCCACCCUCCAGACAUUUACCUCCCCUGGCUAUCCAAAUCACUAUAACAAUAAUGAAAGGUGUGGGUGGUUAAUAGAGACGGAGUCCAGCAAUCUGACAAUCAAGGCAGACCUGGUCAAGUGUCGAACAGAAGGCACAGACUACGACUUUAUCUCUGUAUACGAUGGACCUGACAGGAACAGUACCAGAAUCGCCCUGUGGGGUGGAACUUUUCGGACCACGUCCACAGUUCACAGUAGUGGAAACAGGAUGUACGUUUCCUUCCAGUCAGACAGCUCCACAAGAAAUCAAGGUUUCGUCAUCAGAUAUUAUCAGUCAAAUAACGCAGAUUCUACGUGUUUCUAUGACUUGACAGCAAACUCCACCGUGCAAACAUUUACUUCACCUGGCUACCCAAAUUUCUACGACAAUAAUGAAAGGUGUGGGUGGUUAAUAGAGGCGGAGUCCAGCAAUCUGACAAUCAAGGCAGACCUGGUCGAGUGUCGAACAGAAGGCACAGACUACGACUUUAUCUCUGUAUACGAUGGACCUGACAGGAACAGUACCAGAAUCGCCCUGUGGGGUGGAACUGUGCGGAACACGCUCACAGUUCACAGUAGUGGAAACAGGAUGUACGUUUCGUUCCAGUCAGACAGGUCCAUAACAAAUCGAGGUUUCGUCAUCAGAUAUUACCAGUCAAAUAACGCAGAUUCUACGUGUUUCUAUAACUUGACAGCAAACUCCACCGUCCAAACAUUUACCUCACCUGGCUACCCAAAUUCCUACGACAAUAAUGAAAGGUGUGGGUGGUUAAUAGAGGCAGAGUCCAGCAAUCUGACAAUCAAGGCAGACCUGGUCGAGUGUCGAACAGAAGGCACAGACUACGACUUUAUCUCUGUAUACGAUGGAUCUGACAGGCACAGUACUAGAAUCGCCCUGUGGGGUGGAACUGUGCGGAACACGCUCACAGUUCACAGUAGUGGAAACAGGAUGUACGUUGCCUUCCAAUCAGACAGCUCCAUAAUAAAUCGAGGUUUCGUCAUCAGAUAUUACCAGUCAAAUAACGCAGAUUCUACGUGUUUCUAUAACUUGACCGCAAAUUCCACCGUUCAAACAUUUACCUCACCUGGCUACCCAAAUUUCUACGACAAUAAUGAAAGGUGUGGGUGGUUAAUAGAUGCGGAAUCCAGCAAUCUGACAAUCACCGCAGACCUGGUCGAGUGUCGAACAGAAGGCACACGCUACGACUUUAUCUCUGUAUACGAUGGACCUGACAGGAACAGUACCAGAAUCGCCCUGUGGGGUGGAACUGUGCAGAACACGCUCACAGUCCGCAGUAGUGGAAACAGGAUGUACGUUUCGUCCCAGUCAGACAGGUUCAUAACAAAUCGAGGUUUCGUCAUCAGAUAUUACCAGUCAAAUAACGCAGAUUAUAACUGUCAGAUUAGUCCACGAGCCAGAGACGAAAUUGGUAUCACCUGGGCGGACAAAGUAUGA